GGCUGGAACACUCACUUCCUGUCCUGAAGAAAAUGGCGACGCAAGACUUGUAAACAGAGAGUUGUUCAGCUUUUGAAAUGUCGUUUUCUGAUAGUUUUGGGCUUCUUUAAUGUGUUAGGGUACGCCCAUUCCUCGCCCAAAUUCGCUGAACUCAGUUGCUGAGUUCACUUUCAACAAUGACGCAAUUUUUGCCUCAAAAUUUGUUGGCUUUGUUUGCUCCGCGUGACCCUGUACCGUUCCUACCGCCGCCGGACAAACUUCCUCAUGAGAAGAAGAAUCGUGGAUACCAGGGUGUCGGUGGAUUCUUACAAAACUUCGAGGAUCCUGCUGACACACCACCCCCUACUCGGGUGGAGACAAGGGAUGAGCGCCUUGAGAGGAGGAGAAGGGAAAGAGCAGAACAAGUUGCCUACAAACUUGAGCAAGAGAUAGCAGUUUGGGAUCCUCACAAUUUCACCAAUGCUACAACUGACCCCUUCAGGACUCUUUUUGUUGCCCGUAUUAACUAUGAUACUUCAGAAUCUAAACUUCGGAGAGAGUUUGAAGUUUAUGGAGCAAUUAAAAAGAUUGUCUUAUGUCACAAUACCCAAAACGGCAAACCCAGGGGAUAUGCCUUCAUCGAAUAUGAACAUGAAAGGGACAUGCAUUCUGCGUACAAACAUGCGGAUGGCAAAAAAAUCGAUGGUCGACGUGUUCUGGUAGAUGUGGAACGAGCCCGAACUGUCAAGGGAUGGCUUCCCAGACGGCUUGGUGGCGGCCUUGGUGGUACUAGACGUGGAGGACCAGAUGUGAACCUGAAGCACUCUGGGCGUGAAGACAAUGAAAGGGAACGAGAACGCUACCGCUUGGAGAGAGAGCGGGAGAUGGCUGGAGGUCGUGACAGGGAUCGCGGUGUUGGAGGUGGAGACAGAGACAGAGACCGAGAGCGGGAAAGAGAUCGUGACCGUGAUCGUGAUAGGGAUGUGGAGAGGGAGAGGCCUCGAGGGAGGAGAUCAAGAAGUAGGGAACGGGAAAAGAGACGACGCUCACGCAGUCGGUCCAGAGAUCGCAAAAGAAGGAGGAGCAGGGACCGCCCUCGUGAUCCAGAUAUUGAAGAAAUUGAGGACAGGCCUCCUCGCGAUAGGGAACGAGAACGCGACCGCGACCGGGACCGUGAGAGGAAGAGGAAACGGAGCAAGUCCAGAGACAAGGACAAGGAUAAAGAAAAGGACAAGGACAAAGACAAGGAGCGAGACAGAGAACGAAGACGAGAGAAGCGAGAGCGUGAGCGUGACAGGGACAAGGAACGACGUGGCAGGGGUGACUUUGAAGAGUCAGAUGUCAGAAUCAAAGAAGAACCUGCUGAUGACUACCCAGAUUACACUGAUGGUUAUAACUAUGAUGGCAUGCCUAUCAAGGAAGAAGACGAAGAGAAGUACAGACCUGAGAAAGAUGGCACUAAUGGCUCUUAUGAAGGAAGCUACUCUGAAAACUACUGACUGUAGCCAUUCAAAUUUUUUUAAUUGUAUGUGGAUGUAUCACUUUUUUGUUUGAAAACCAGGUCAACAAUCGGGACUAUUUUCUGAAAAGUGAUUUUUUUAUGUGAUGAAUUGAACAUUUUAUACCCAACAAUUGUGUCCUUUAUUUUUCAAUGCUUAGAAAUCCAGUCAUGUUUAUUAAUCUAAUUUUCUGUUUCCUUUUUCAAAUGUCCAUGAACCUGCACCAUCAUAGUCAAGAGACAUGAACAUGGAACUUUGGUUCUUUCAAUGCUAAAAAUCAUAUGAAGAUUGUUUUUAUAAAACUGAUGGCAGGUGUAUUUUUCUUGUUCAUUUUGUUGGAGUUGGAUACAGAAUGCCCAUCUUAUCUUUUCAAUUAACUUCCAAAUUUGUGACUGACAGGAUUGCUUGUACCUUGUUAAAGAAUGUUAGAUUAUUGCUGUGAAUAAUAAAGAAAGUAGGUAUGUA
Frankliniella occidentalis (western flower thrips) is the source of this 1943-nucleotide messenger RNA. RefSeq names its product U1 small nuclear ribonucleoprotein 70 kDa (gene snRNP-U1-70K). Gene Ontology annotation, biological process: mRNA splicing, via spliceosome. The record is from RefSeq and is a predicted model, not a curated record. Gene Ontology annotation, molecular function: U1 snRNA binding; mRNA binding. Gene Ontology annotation, cellular component: U2-type prespliceosome; U1 snRNP; precatalytic spliceosome. The transcript is spliced from 10 exons. NCBI's taxonomy places the organism in Eukaryota, Metazoa, Arthropoda, Insecta, Thysanoptera, Thripidae. Bases 177 to 1478 code for a protein of 433 amino acids.